AUGGAAAGACUUAAAUCUCUUAAGAGUAUCCAUCAAAUUCCCAUUAUUGCCAUCCUAGAGCCUUUUUCUGAUAGCAUUCAGAUUCAGUACUUCAGAAAUCAACUCAACAUGGACCAUGCUAUUAGUAAUCCAAAUGGUAAGAUUUGGCUUUUUUGGAACAAGGAUGUAGACUGCAGGAUAUUGGAAAAUGAGGAGCAGUUGAUUACUUGUGAAUUUAAUCAUGUAAUGAAUCCAAAUCAGUUCAUAGUUACCUUUGUAUAUGCAAAAUGCAAAGAUCAUCUCAGAAGACCUCUGUGGGAUAGCAUGCUACAACAGUCAGCCACCUCCCUUCCAUGGUGCACAUUAGGUGAUUUCAAUGUUAUCACAGACCCUCAAGAAAAGUUGGGAGGUGUCACUUACAAUAUGAAAAAGAGCCUUGAGUUCAUCAGCAUCAUAGAAGCCUGUGGACUACAAGAUCUUGGGUUUUGUGGUCAGAGAUACACUUGGUCUAAUCUAAGGGGUAUAAUGUUCAGAAUCUGGAAGAGACUUGACAGAGGAAUGGUCAACGAUAAGUGGCUAGAGAUGAUGCCUCAGACUACCAUUACUCAUCUACCCUCUGUGGGUUCAGAUCACUGCCCCUUACUGCUGGAGAUGACUGAUCAAAACCAACAACACACCAAAUAUUUCAAAUUCCUUAACUGCUGGACAGAACAACCAUCUUUCUUGGAUACUGUUAGUAAUUGCUGGAACAGGACCAUGGAGGGUAAUCCAAUGUGGUGUUUCCAUCAGAAAAUGAAGAGGUUGGCAGCCACUCUUAGUACUUGGUCCAGAUUGCAAUUUGGUGAUAUAUAUGCCAAAGUUAAAGAAUAUGAAGACAAGACUAGACAUGCAGAGGAAGAGCUAAUCUCUAGUAAUUCUGAAGAGAACAGAACAAAGCUCCAUGCCAUCAAUGCAGAGUAUAUAAAAUACCUGAAACUGGAGGAAUCCAUGCUAAAGCAAAAAACUCAGUUGCAUUGGUUCAAAGAGGGUGAUGUGAAUUCCAAGUAUUUUCAUGCCUUGAUAAGAGGAAGGAGGAGGAAAUUAUACAUCCAUAAGAUCCAGAAUGAGGAUGAUAAUUGGGUACAAGGUGAAGAAAACAUAGCCAAAGCUGCAUGUGAACACUUCCAAGCCAUUUUCACUGGUGAGGAGACACAAAUUCAGGAGCAUACCCUCCAAUGUAUUCCCAGGAUGGUCACUGAUGAGCAUAACAGAAACCUGAAAGCUAUCCCUACAAUGGAGGAGUUGAGAACUGUAGUGUUUUUAAUGAAUCCCAAUUCAGCUGCUGGACCUGAUGGAAUGAAUGGUUUCAUUGAUAUGGUAUGGAGAAUUAUGGCUGAUAAUUGGUAUUCCAUCAAUAUUAAUGGUUCAAGGCAUGGAUUCUUUCAUUCCACAAGAGGCCUUAAGCAAGGGGAUCCAUUAUCACCAGCUUUGUUUAUCAUAGGUGCUGAAGUCCUCUCCAGGCUCAUGAACAACCUUCAUCAACACCCCCAAUAUCAUGGUUUCCUGAUGGCUAAAAAGGGCCCUCAAAUUAAUCAUCUCAGUUUUGCAGAUGACAUCAUCAUAUUCUCAUCUGGAAGAUCUCAUACCUUGAAGCUUAUCAUGGAGACACUACAUACCUAUGAGCAUGCUUCAGGCCAAUUGAUCAACAGAGACAAGAGUAACUUCAUGGUACCCUCAAAUGCCUUCAACUCUACUGUUAGAAGAAUCAAGAAAGUUACAGGCUUCAAGCAAAAGAACAGCCCUAUCACAUAUCUGGGGUGUCCUCUUUACAUUGGUAGACAGAGGACCAUCUAUUAUUCUGAGCUUAUAGCUAAAGUUGUGGCUAGGAUAGCUGGAUGGCAGGCAAAAUUAAUUAGUUAUGGAGGAAGAGUUACUUUGAUUAAGCAUGUCAUCCAAGCACUUCCUAUUCACUUGUUAUCUGCUAGUUCCCCUCCUGCAACCACUAUCAAGCAAAUUCAAAGCAUCACAGCCAAUUUCUUCUGGGGGUGGAAGAAUGAAAGGAGGAAAUAUCAUUGGUCUUCUUGGAAGAAUCUGAGUUAUCCCUAUGAAGAGGGUGGUAUUGGAGUGAGACUAAUAUCAGAUGUUGCCAAGUCUUUCCAAUACAAACAAUGGUGGAUAUUCAGAACUAAGAAUUCCUUAUGGAGUGAGUUCCUCAAAGCUAAGUACUGUCAGAGGUCAAAUCCUAUAACCAAAAAAUGGCACACAGGACAGUCUCUGAUAUGGAAGCACCUCAUGAAGAACAAGCACAAUGUUGAGCCUCAUAUCCAAUGGCAGAUACAGUCUGGUUCUUGCCUCUUUUGGUGGGAUAAUUGGUUGGGAGUUGGCCCCUUAGCUAAUUUCAGGUCAGCCAGUAGUAGACAGAACAAUACUAAGGUGUCUUCUUUCAUGAUUAAUGGUCAAUGGAAUGCAGAACUGGUCUCUCAGAAAGCACCUCCUCAGUUUGUACCUAGCAUCCUGGCAAGUAACAUCAACUAUCAGCCCCACAAACUUGAUCAGGCCUCUUGGAAGCCUAAUAGCAGUGGGGAAUUUAGUUGUUCUUCUGCCUGGGAACUUAUCAGGGACAAAAGGAGUAAGACAAGAAUUAACUCUCAAACAUGGCACAAACACAUUCCUUUUAAGUGUUCCUUCCUACUCUGGAGAGCACUUAGAGGGAAACUACCUACUAAUGAAAAACUUAUCAGCUUUGGAGAAGCCCCAGCCCAAUGUUACUGUUGCCAUAGAGCUGGUUUGGAUACCAUUGACCAUAUAUUUGUUUCUGGAAACUUUGCCAGGAAGGUUUGGAGUGUAUUUUCUGAUUCUUUGGGUAUUAGUAAAGAAUACACACCCCUUAGAAACCUGAUGAUGAGGUGGUGGUCCAGUAAUUACAGUAAUGAGGUCCAUAAACUUAUCCUACAAGCAACUCCAAUCUUCAUAUGUUGGAACCUAUGGAAAAAUAGAUGUGCCAUCAAAUAUGGAGGGAAGCAGUCCAAUAUUACAAGAGUGAUCUACUCAGUCUUCAAGGAUAACUUCAACCUUCUAAGCACUACCUACUCCUAUAUCAGCUGGCCAAAUAGAUGGAAGGAACUGGUCCUUCUUGUGGAAAAAUGUACUAAUGAAGUUAAUGUUAGUACUGUCUACUGGAGGAAACCUUCAGCUCACAUGGUGAAGCUGAACACUGAUGGUAGUGCACUUCACAACCCUGGAAAAAUAGGAGGGGGAGGAUUGCUAAGGAACAAUCAAGGAGAUCUUCUCUUUGCUUUCUCAACCCCUUUUGGAGAAGGUACAAACAACCAAUCUGAAAUAUUGGCAGCCAUCUUUGGUUUGACUUGGUGUCUCCAAUUAGGAUAUACUAAAGUGAUCCUUGAAGUGGACUCUGAGCUAGUAAUCAGAUGGAUAAAACACCUAGCUCAACCACCAUGGACUGUCAGAACACAACUCCAACAACUGCAGGACAUCAGUCAUCAAUUCCAGGUUUUCAAAUGCAGCCACACUUACAGAGAAGCCAAUUUUACAGCUGAUGUUUUGUCCAAACAUAGCCACAAAUGCACUACUCCACAGAUAUAUCUCAAUAAACAAGAGCUUCCCAAAGAGGCAAGAGCUUACUUUGAGCUUGACAAACUGGAAAUGGCCAACUUCAGAAGAAGAAGGCUUAAGAGAAUCAAGAAGCCACCAUGA
Molecule: messenger RNA, 3672 nt
Organism: Solanum dulcamara
Lineage: Eukaryota; Viridiplantae; Streptophyta; Magnoliopsida; Solanales; Solanaceae
Exons: 2
Coding region: 1-3672 (1223 amino acids)
Molecular function (GO): nucleic acid binding; RNA-DNA hybrid ribonuclease activity
Source: RefSeq, a predicted model, not a curated record